AUGCCUUUGGUUAGACUUCCCGGUUGGCCGUAUGCUGUAGCCUGUGGGCUCCUGCUUCUCCUCCAGCAUGUGCAUGGCCAGGACUCAGCCAGCCCCAUCAGGAACACACACACAGGCCAGGUGAGAGGCAGCCUUGUCCACGUGAAAGACACUAAAUCUGGUGUCCACGCCUUCCUGGGAAUUCCCUUUGCCAAGCCUCCUGUAGGACCACUGCGCUUUGCACCUCCUGAGGACCCUGAGCCAUGGAGCGGUGUGAGAGACGGGACCGCACAGCCGGCCAUGUGUCUGCAGACUGAUAUGAUGAAUUUAGAGGGUAUGAAUCAGAUGGAGUUGACCAUGAUUCCUAUUUCUAUGUCUGAGGACUGCCUGUAUCUCAACAUCUACACACCAGCCCAUGCCCAGGAGGGCUCUAACCUGCCUGUGAUGGUCUGGAUCCAUGGUGGUGCACUGGUUCUAGGAUCGGCUUCCAUGCUUGAUGGAUCCACACUGGCAGCCACUGAGGAAAUAGUUAUUGUCGCCAUCCAGUAUCGCUUGGGUAUCCUUGGCUUCUUCAGCACUGGAGACCAGCAUGCCACAGGCAACUGGGGAUACCUGGACCAAGUGGCUGCCCUUCGCUGGGUGCAGAAAAACAUUGCUUACUUUGGAGGCAACCGUGACAGGGUCACUAUAUUUGGUGGCUCAGCAGGAGGCACAAGUGUGUCUUCCCAUGUUGUGUCCCCCAUGUCCAAAGGACUCUUUCAUGGGGCCAUUAUGCAGAGUGGAGUGGCCCUGCUGCCUGACCUCAUCUCUGACACGUCUGAGGUGGUCUACAAGGUCUUCAAGAUGAUCCCUGGUGUGGUUGAUGGGAAGUUCCUACCCAAACAUCCUCAGGAGCUGUUGGCCUCUCAGGAUUUUCACCCUGUCCCCAGCAUCAUUGGUGUCACCACAGAUGAAUAUGGCUGGGGAGUCCCCAUGCUCACAGGUUUUUAUCAUAUCAUAGAGAACUUAACCAGGGAGACCCUGCCAGCUAUUCUGAAGAGCGCAGAAGCACAGAUGAUGAUUCCUCCAGGAAGUAGUGACCUGGUAAUGAAGGAGUACAUGGGGGACACUGAGGACUUAGAGACCCUGAAAGCACAGUUCAGAGAGAUGCUGGCAGACUUCAUGUUUGUGAUCCCUGCUCUCCAAGUGGCACAUUUCCAGCGUUCCCAGGCUCCUGUCUACUUCUAUGAGUUCCAGCAUCGGCCCAGCUUCAUCAAGCAUGCCAGACCAUCCCAUGUGAGGGCAGACCAUGGUGAUGAUGUUCCCUUUGUCUUUGGCUCCUAUUUGUGGGGCAUGAAUUUGGACUUCACUGAGGAGGAGAAGAUGCUGAAGAGGAGGGUGAUGAAGUACUGGGCCAACUUUGCAAGAAAUGGGAACCCCAACAGCGAGGGUCUACCCUACUGGCCUGUGAUGGACCAAGAUAACCAGUACCUGCAGAUGAACACACAGCCUGCUGUGGGCCGAUCCCUGAAGGCCAGAAGGUUGCAGUUCUGGACCAAGACUCUGCCCCAGAAGAUCCAGGACCUAAAGGGUUCUCAGGACAAGCAUGCAGAACUGUAG
This is a messenger RNA of Apodemus sylvaticus (European woodmouse), 1578 nucleotides long. Its product is annotated as pyrethroid hydrolase Ces2a-like. Gene Ontology annotation, cellular component: intracellular membrane-bounded organelle. Lineage: Eukaryota; Metazoa; Chordata; Mammalia; Rodentia; Muridae. The transcript has 11 exons. Gene Ontology annotation, molecular function: carboxylic ester hydrolase activity. The record is from RefSeq and is a predicted model, not a curated record. Bases 1 to 1578 code for a protein of 525 amino acids.